Molecule: messenger RNA, 4250 nt
Organism: Meleagris gallopavo (turkey)
Lineage: Eukaryota; Metazoa; Chordata; Aves; Galliformes; Phasianidae
Source: RefSeq, a predicted model, not a curated record
UUCAUAGUUUUCACAAUUUCUUCAGUUCCCUUUUGUUCUCUCCUCUCCAAAGCAGUAGGAUACCUACACAGCACAGUCAGGGCUGGCACGAGUCUGCCAUUGGCCCUUAUGAAUAGCCCAUUGUUAUACCAGAUGCAGAUUAAUAAUCUGGUUAAUUGCCCUAUUCCAUUAGACUCCUUCAGAGUUACAGGAUUAACAACUGUAUAGUAUCCGUUGCUGCAAAGUAUUAAUAUCUUACAUGAGCAUCAGCAGUGCAUCAAACAGCACAGCUGUGUUAGUUAACUGUACACCAGUUGCUGGGAAACCUUUUGUCUAGGAACGAUUCACUCAAAAUGAUUUUUUUUCUUAUAAUUUUUUUUUGCUUUUUGAGAUUGGGAGAUACUUAAUAACUUUAAAUGGCAGGAUUCAUGGACUAGCACAGGUUAUUUCUCAGAAUCUUUUGAAAUUUUCACUUACUGUGAUGAAAAUGAAAACAGUUAUAUGCUAAAAACGUUAUUCUACAGGAAAGUAAAUGUUUUCAAAACAACAUGUAUCACUGUAAAUUUGAUAAUUUUCUUUUUUACACGUGUACUCAUUCAAGGAUGCACCCUAAUGAAAGCUAGACUUGGCAAAGUAAUUCUUAAAGUAGUGUCUCCAAGAACCUCCAAAAUAAAUGAACAAUUUUUUUUGCACGCAUAUCUGCAUACAGUGUACAGUGGUCUGUAGAUCCUCCUUGUUUGUCACAUCCCUUAUUUCUCAGAAUCAAGUACAGGAUCCAGAUUUCAGAAGAAAUUUAAGCUGCUACAUCAUGACCAUCAUUUAGAUGCGUAAACCAAGUGUAAGCAGUAAAAAAAUGUUUUAUAAUAUUUAGUUUCAUUAAAGGCACUGUUUCAGCAUUUCUCUUUUUGUUUAACAUAUUUUCAGGUAUCUGCACUUUAAUCAAAUAGAAACAUUGGAUCCUGAGUCCUUUACCCAUCUUCCAAAACUUGAAAGGCUAUUUUUACAUAACAACAGAAUAGCUCAUUUGAUUCCUGGAACGUUUAGUCACUUAGAAUCAAUGAAGAGACUGCGUUUAGAUUCAAAUGCUCUUCACUGUGACUGUGAAAUCCUUUGGCUGGCAGAGCUGCUGAAGACAUACGUGGAGUCGGGCAAUGCUCAGGCAGCCGCUACCUGCGAAUACCCACGCAGGAUCCAGGGGCGGUCGGUGGCCACGAUAACACCAGAGGAACUGAACUGUGAGAGGCCAAGAAUUACAUCAGAGCCUCAGGAUGUGGACGUUACCUCAGGGAAUACAGUGUACUUCACUUGCAGAGCUGAAGGCAAUCCUAAACCAGAAAUUAUUUGGCUUCGAAACAAUAAUGAGCUCAUUAUGAAAGAAGAUUCUCGUCUAAACUUGUUAGAUGAUGGCACAUUAAUGAUUCAAAAUACUCAAGAAACUGACCAGGGCAUUUACCAGUGCAUGGCAAAAAAUGUAGCUGGAGAAGUGAAAACUCAGGAAGUUACUCUCAGAUAUUUCGGAUCACCAGCCAGGCCAAGUUUUGUGAUUCACCCGCAGAAUACGGAGGUUUUAGUUGGAGAAAGUGUCACUUUGGAGUGCAGUGCAACUGGGCACCCUCAGCCACAAAUUACAUGGACCAAAGGUGACAGAACACCUUUACCCAGUGACCCUCGCAUCACGAUAACUCCAUCAGGAGGACUUUACAUACAAAAUGUCAAGCAGGAAGACAGUGGCGAGUAUACCUGUUUUGCAACUAACAGCGUAGGUAACAUCCAUGCGACUGCGUACAUCAUAGUACAAGCUCUGCCUCAAUUUACUGUCACCCCUCAAGACAAAACUGUGAUUGAAGGGCAAACAGUUGACUUCCCUUGUGAAGCACAAGGCUAUCCACAGCCUGUUAUUGCUUGGACUAAAGGAGGAGGCCAGUUGUCUGUUGACAGAAGACAUUUAGUCCUAUCUUCUGGUACCCUGAGGAUUUCCAGAGUUGCCCUGCAUGACCAAGGACAGUAUGAAUGCCAAGCUGUCAACAUCAUUGGAUCUCAAAGAAUUGUUGUAUACCUGACUGUACAGCCUAGAGUGACUCCUGUAUUUGCCAGUGUUCCUAGUGACAUGACAGUAGAAGUUGGCACAAAUGUGCAGAUCCCAUGCAGUGCUCAAGGAGAGCCUGAGCCAGUAAUUACAUGGAAUAAGGAUGGAGUACAGGUAACUGAGAGUGGAAAAUUUCAUGUUAGUCCAGAGGGAUAUCUUACCAUUCGUGAUGUUGGAACUGCUGAUGAAGGUCGAUAUGAAUGUGUUGCCCGGAAUACCAUAGGAUACUCCUCUGUUAGUAUGGUACUUAGUGUUAAUGUCCCUAAUGUCAGCCGAAAUGGAGAUCCUUUUGUACAAACAUCAAUUGUGGAAGCAAUUGCAACUGUUGACAGAGCAAUAAAUUCAACGCGUACACAUCUUUUUGACAGUCGUCCUCGUUCUCCAAAUGAUUUGCUAGCCUUAUUUCGAUACCCAAGGGAUCCAUACACUGUUGAGCAAGCAAGAGCUGGGGAAAUAUUUGAAAGAACAUUACAGCUUAUUCAAGAUCAUGUACAGGAUGGUCUAAUGGUUGACCUGAAUGGAACAAGUUAUCACUAUAAUGACCUUGUAUCCCCACAGUACUUGAAUCUGAUAGCUAAUCUCUCGGGCUGUACAGCUCAUCGACGAGUGAACAAUUGCUCAGAUAUGUGCUUUCACCAGAAGUACAGGACACAUGAUGGAACAUGCAACAACCUGCAGCAUCCCAUGUGGGGUGCUUCUCUGACAGCCUUUGAACGUCUGUUAAAGUCUGUCUACGAAAAUGGAUUUAAUUUGCCUCGGGGAAUUGAACCCAAGAGACUCUCUAAUGGAUAUGCACUCCCAAUGCCUCGCUUGGUUUCAACUACUCUGAUUGGAACUGAAACCAUAACCCCAGAUGAGCAGUACACUCACAUGCUUAUGCAGUGGGGUCAGUUUCUCGACCAUGACCUUGAUCUCACCGUUGCUGCCUUAAGUGAGGCGAGAUUUUCAGAUGGUCAGCAUUGCAGUUCAGUUUGCACAAAUGAUCCUCCAUGCUUUUCAAUAAUGAUACCGCCAAACGAUCCCAGAGUCAGAAACGGUGCACGCUGCAUGUUUUUUGUACGCUCCAGUCCAGUUUGUGGAAGUGGCAUGACAUCUCUCCUGAUGAAUUCUGUGUACCCACGAGAACAGAUUAACCAGCUGACUUCAUAUAUUGAUGCAUCCAAUGUAUAUGGCAGUUCAGAUCAUGAAGCUUUGGAAAUCAGAGACUUGGCAAGUCAAAGGGGUCUUCUGAGACAGGGCAUUGUACAAAGAUCUGGCAAGCCCCUUCUUCCAUUUGCUACUGGCCCACCAACAGAAUGUAUGAGGGAUGAAAAUGAGAGCCCCAUUCCCUGCUUUUUAGCUGGUGAUCAGCGUUCUAAUGAACAGCUAGGUCUUACCAGUAUCCACACAUUGUGGUUUAGAGAACACAACAGAAUUGCCACAGAGCUACUGAAACUCAAUCCACACUGGGAUGGUGACACAAUUUAUCAUGAAACACGCAAAAUUGUUGGUGCAGAAAUGCAACACAUAACAUUUAGCCACUGGCUACCUAAGAUCUUUGGAGAGGUAGGCAUGAAGAUGCUUGGCGAAUAUAAAGGUUAUGAUCCCAGUGUUAAUUCUGGCAUAACUAAUGAGUUUGCAACUGCCGCUUUUAGGUUUGGUCACACACUCAUUAAUCCUUUUCUGUAUCGACUGGAUGAAAACUUUGAACCUAUUCCACAAGGCCAUCUACCUCUUCAUAAGGCAUUCUUCUCUCCAUUUCGGAUUGUAAAUGAAGGAGGCAUUGAUCCACUUCUAAGGGGAUUGUUUGGUGUUGCUGGUAAGAUGCGUGUCCCAUCACAAUUACUCAAUACAGAGUUAACAGAAAGACUCUUCUCCAUGGCACGUACUGUGGCUUUAGAUCUGGCAGCUAUGAAUAUUCAGAGAGGCAGAGAUCAUGGAAUUCCUCCCUACCAUGAUUUUAGAGUUUACUGUAAUCUUUCUUCAGCUCAGACUUUUGAAGAUCUGAAAAAUGAAAUUAAGAAUCCUGAAAUCAGGGAAAAACUUAGCAGGUUGUAUGGCUCCCCCCUGAACAUAGACCUAUUUCCUGCUUUAAUGGUAGAAGAUUUAGUUCCAGGAAGCCGACUGGGACCAACUUUGAUGUGUCUGUUAAGCACCCAGUUUAGGCGAAUCAGGGACGGAGACAGGUAAAUUGAAAUAUUAUGGA